CACUUGAUAAAUGCGCCCCUCGAGGGGCCUUGGUUCCUCACUCCGUCAGCUCAGCUCCUUCAGAGAGCACCACUUGUGGGACGCAACACAAGCACCUGAUGCACGGCUGCACAGCUCGUGUGCUAAAACAUUACAUCAACUACAACAUCUGUACGACCGAUCAUGAACCCUACCUCAGUGCAUUUCUAAGGCCUCAUGGCGUCUUGACUUGCCUAUCCAUUGUCAGUCAGCAGGUCUUUGUGCUGGCUGACUGGACCCAGAGCCAUCUGGUGGAAAUAGGAAGGAGUGGAGAGAUAGGCAAGACAUACAAGAUGGAAGUCCAAGCAAACGUCUGGGGAAGUCUGCCAGCACUGUGUCUGGGGCUGACAGAGAGCAGCUGGAAAAGCAGCUAGGACGUACUUAUCCAAGCAAACAAAACAGCUGGAAAAGUUAAUGUCAGCGUCGUUUGAGCUGUGACUAUUUCGCUGUCCAUGUGUAUUUCGCUCAAGGGAAUUAUCCAAUUCACAAGGAAAAAAAACCCAACGAGAUUCACAGAAACCGACGUUGUGCACAAAUAUUCCAAAAAGAAAACUGACCGUAUUAAGUGGCUGCACGCGACAAAAGAGACAACAGAAAAAGAAAUCACAAUAGCCACAGGUGUCUGUGUGGAUCAGCUUUAGAAGCACCGAACCUCAGUCAUCAGAAGCAUGGCUACACCUGAUCCGCCAGAGCCAGCAGCGGCAGCCCCAACUCCUCCAAGCGUGACCUAUGACCCCAGAUCCGAGACAGUCACCCUGCCUGGUGGCAUCGUCUCGGUCGCCGGUGUGACCGUGGUGACGGGUGGCACAGAGAUGAGCUGUGGCUCCUGCACUCUGGCCCUGGGCAUGUGGGGGACCCUGAUUGGCAUCAGCGUGGUGGCCGUGGGGCUGCGGGACCGGCUGGUGGACCAGAGCACCAGCGGCUCCAUCCUGCUCACCAUGGGGCUGGUCAUCCUCUCGGUCAGCGUUGCCAUGGUGGCUUUGGUGGGACUGUACCGGCUGUGGCGCUGCAAGGCGGGCCGGUCGAAGGAGAGGGAUGAAGGCAAGAUGGUGCUCGUUGAGGACGCAGACAGUGGGGUCAUUAAAACCGUCACUGUGUGAAAGUUGGGAGUGUAACAUGCCAGAUGCUUCUUUAGUGAUCUUCGAGAAUUAUGAAUUUUCUCCAUUUCAAAGGAUAACUUAUUUUUUGUUUUGGAUUCACUGAUGACAAUGUACCUCCAGGUUAUAUGUUCUGUUACCUACCAAGGAUUCUCUUCCAUUUCAUUGGACAACUUUGGUUUUGUUUUGGAUGCAUUAAUGAAAAGUAAGAAGAGUUCACAUGCAUCAACUAUUUUCAGUUACACAGAUACGUUUGUUUGUUUGCCUUUUUUAAAAAAUUUUUUUUAAAGUUGACUUUUCAGUAAUACAUUAUUUGGUCAGCACCCGAAAAGAAAAGAAAACUUUUUUGGGUGAAGCCUUCUCCAAUGUUUAUGAACUUGGAAACAUUAAUGACAAUGUACUGUCUGCCUUCAGGCUACACGCCCCGCCAUCUUGUUUGAGGUUAAUUUAGUGUCUCUAAAGGACUGUCUGUGUAAGACCAUGAUAUGCCUGACCCUCACUGUUAAUCCAUUUGCUGAAUCACAGAAGAAUGUGACAGGAAAUACAGCCAGCUUCCUGUUAAGGGAUGUGCCCACAAGAGAAAACAUUGCUUGCUUUCCUGUGUAAUCUAUGAAAAACAUUCGUGUUCGACGUUUUUUUUUUACAGAUUACUUUCUAAGCACUCUUUUUAGACAAAUAGCCUACCACUUUUUGAGUUGGCAUGAAUAACAUGAAUUCAACUUAUGUGAAUCUGUUUUCCCAAGCACAUUAAAUAAAUCAGAUUUGAUGACCCAAGAGAUUGUAAAAAAUAUCCAAUUACAGCAUACAUAGCCAACUGAAGCUUGAAAUCCUGUCAUGUCCAUUCUUUUCCCACAUUCAAGUUGUAGCCUAGGCCUACUUGGGCCCCUAGCCCUGGGUGAGGUUUUUACUCCACCUAUGGUGCGCUAGAGAGAAGCCCUACAGUUGGCUAGAGCUAUUGCAGAUGGUGGCUGAAGAUUUCAGC
Messenger RNA from Engraulis encrasicolus (European anchovy), 2097 nucleotides. Its product is annotated as transmembrane protein 100-like. The record is from RefSeq and is a predicted model, not a curated record. Bases 687 to 1118 code for a protein of 143 amino acids. NCBI's taxonomy places the organism in Eukaryota, Metazoa, Chordata, Actinopteri, Clupeiformes, Engraulidae. The transcript is spliced from 2 exons.